This is a messenger RNA of Durio zibethinus, 3184 nucleotides long. Its product is annotated as P-loop containing nucleoside triphosphate hydrolases superfamily protein. Gene Ontology annotation, molecular function: ATP hydrolysis activity. The record is from RefSeq and is a predicted model, not a curated record. Gene Ontology annotation, cellular component: chloroplast. NCBI's taxonomy places the organism in Eukaryota, Viridiplantae, Streptophyta, Magnoliopsida, Malvales, Malvaceae.
UUAAGCACUGGCCAAGGCCCAAUUUUAGUAAAUUAAAAUGGGUUUGUUCCAUAUUGUAGGCCAAGGGCCAACUUUCGUGGAUUCCUAUUGUGUGGUUAGGAAAAGUUCCUUCAUAUAUGAAACUAUCAUAAUCACAUAAACCCUAAAUCAUUAGAAUAAUAUAAUCCCUAGAGCAUAUAAAUGGAAUUAUUCUUUUGUCCAUUUUUUUUCAAAUUAUUUUUUAAAAAAUGAAAAUUUUGUGGUUGGUAUAUUUUUUACUCUGUUUAUCAUUAAAAAAAAUUCUCACAUUUUUAUUUUUCUUCCUACAAAACCAGAACAAAUAAUGAAAAUUCAUUGAAAUGAGAUAAAAAGAGGAAAUAAAUGAUAAAUACCCUUAAAGAUUCUGCAACUUCUGCUAGUUUUACUUUUUCCCGCCAAAGAAGAAAAACAAAAGAAGUGAACAAAUGUUCUGUUUUUCUCUGUUUCACUACUCACCUCCUUUAAUCACCAAAAUAAAACCCAAAACUUUUCUAUUAAAACCCCACUUCAAAACCCAGUUUUUUCCUCUUAAUUUCUAUCAAAACCAACUUUUUCCUCAAAUUUCCACGAACAGAAUUUCUGGGUGUACCAUAAAAUCCCCUGCUUUUUCUUCUUCUUCGUUGGAGGAUGAGUUUGACGUGGAAUUGGGCCGUCUUUUGGCUCUGUUGCCAGAGGAGAUUAGAAAUAGAAUCGGUGAACAUGAAGAGCUACGUGAAUUGAUUGAAGUGGUUAUGGAUUUAGGGAGGAAACCCUUGGCUAGAUUUCCUUCGGGGGAUUUUGUAUUAUCUGAUUGUCCAAUCACAGUUCAGGAUAUUCAGUAUGCUACUUCUCAGGUUGGUGACUUUGCCAUCGAUAAUCGAGCGGGCAUCAGCCGAACAUUACAUCGAAUUAGUGCAAUCAGGAAUCGAAAAGGCACAAUUAUUGGUUUAACUUGUCGUGUUGGUAGGGCAAUAUCUGGAAGUGCUGAUUUAUUGAGAGAUUUAGUUCAAGAUGGGGCUUCCUUGGUGCUCAUUGGUCCUCCAGGUGUGGGGAAAACAACAAUUAUCAGGGAUAUAGCAAGGAUGCUUGCAAAUGACUACAAGAAACGUGUAAUGAUUGUUGACACCUCCAAUGAGAUAGGUGGGGAUGGUGAUAUACCACAUGCUGGAAUUGGUCAUGCAAGGAGAAUGCAAGUCCCUGACUCUGAUAUGCAACAUAAGGUAUUGAUAGAAGCAGUUGAAAAUCAUAUGCCACAAGUUAUUGUGAUUGAUGAAAUUGGGACAAAACUUGAGGCAAUGGCUGCAAGCACAAUUGCACAACGUGGAAUUCAGCUAGUUGCCACUGCUCAUGGAGUAACCAUUGAGAAUUUGAUUAUGAAUCCUUCUCUGGAGAUCCUUAUUGGAGGAAUACAGAGUGUGACUCUAGGGGAUGAAGAGGCAAAUAGGAGAGGUGUCCAGAAGACUGUGCUUGAGAGGAAAGGACCUUCAACAUUUAGUUGUGGUGUGGAGAUUGUUUCUAAGACUGAGUUACGUGUUCACCGUUGCCUUGAAGCAACAGUUGAUGCUGUUCUCUCAGGUUGUUUUCCACGCAUUGAAAUCCACAAGAUGAACUCUCAGGGUCUGGAAGAGACCUCACAAACUUUUACUGAAAUCAGCUCUGACAAAAAGAGUGCAGUGGUUGCUGGAGAUCUUUUAGAGAUUAGCAAUGAGAAGAUUGGCCAGAAUCAGUUCCCUUCUGAGCUUUCUUCAAACAUGGCUGAGGAUUCAUUGGAAGAUAGGGCUUUACUUCAAUUGUACGUCUACGGGAUACCAGAGGCGAGUGUGAUACAAGGACUUAAAAAGUUGAAAAUGGACGCUGCAGUUCGAAUAACUGAAAAUAUCAGUGAGGCAGAUGUGUUACUUGCACUGCAUUCAAAGCUCAAAAAGAACGCUGGGAUUCAAGCUGCAGCUAAAUCUCAUGACAUACCUGUCUAUGUGGCAAAGACAAGCUCAUUGAUGCAGGUAACAAAAGCCAUAGAGGCAUUAAAAGAUGAUUAUCCAGAUGGAUUGAAGAAUUCUGGAUCAGAAGAUGAUAUGAGUAUUUUGGAGAAGGUUGAUGCCUUAGAGGAAGCAAGAAUAGCCAUUGAACAGGUAGUAAUCCCAAAAGGGGAGCCUGUGGAACUGCUUUCAAGGCCACCUCACAUUUUAUCUUUACAAAUAGAGCUCAUUCAGAAAUACCAACUACAGUCAGAGAAAGUUGCCAAAGGGUCAGAUUUCCGUCUACGUAUCCUCCCUUUUCAUCUCAUAACGAACGAGGACAAAAACUCUAAUGAGACUGUUGAUGGAAAUAAGCUUGACAAUUUUGACUGCUAUGGUGCAAAUGGUUCCCCGCACAGCGUGGACAAGUUACCUCUUCUUCCUGAUUAGCCAUUAUCAGUGUAUUGAACAUAGAACAUUGCUGCAUCUUAUUGUUGUAAAUUUUGAUAUAGUAACCUCACAAAGUUCUCAUCAUGGAGGCUUGUGUUGCAUUGCUUUAGAUUUUGCUGGUUUCUGUGGGAUGUUCUAGCAUAAAAAUUCUGUCAAACAGUAUCAGCAAAUUAGGAUCACCAACUGCUGUUUGAUUGCUCAUAUGUUGGGCCCCAGAAUUUGUAACUUUACAUUCAGAUAAGCUUUAAAAAACCCGAAAUGAUUGAAAUACAGUUGCAGGGUUGAUUUUUUUUUCCUCUUUCGAUGGAAUAAAAUCAAAGAGAAUUGAAUCAACAAUAGUAUACAACUGAAGCUUUUUGUUGCACCAAUUUAUACACUAAAUGCUUUUAUAUUGAUACUGUCAAUCAAGUAUAUUACGAAUUCUUUGGAUAAAAUAACAAUUUAUGAAUGAGAACAAGAUAUACAUAAAUCCAUGUACUAUAGAGCAUGAGGAUAAGAUGAAGACUAGAAGAGAGGAAGAUGAUGUCAUGGAAUUUUUUGUAAUUGGACAGAUAAAGCUUAUGCUAGCUAGCUAGGAUCUAUCUAUCUUUCAAAGUAGAUAUCCAAUAUAUAAUUAGAUAGUCCUUGCAUUUUAUACAAAGUUUCAAUGCUUCAAAGUUUCUUUACCUAAUAAUGUUACUCAUCUCCAAUCCUAAUUGUUCAAUUUAAUUGCUUAUAUAGUCAAGAGAGUUAGGAAAACAUAUUUAUACAAUAGUAUUGGUCUAAUUCUUUUCCAAUCUACU